GGAAAAGAAAAAAAAAAAGAACUAGCCAUCUGCCUUGGACCUCAAGUGGCUGAAGGAAAGAAUGUAUUUGGUGUCUACUGUAUCUUUACAUUCUUCAGUGAUACCUUUGUCCGUGUUAGCGAUGUGGACCAGAGGUGCAAGGAGCUGGGAGGGAUUGCCCUGCAUAGCAAACUCCAGACCGCAGGAGGAAACAGAACCAAGAGUCCUGGAUCUGGAGCCCAGUCAACCCUCAGCACUUUGACUUGUUCAGGGAUGUAAAGAUUGGGCAGGUUUCCCAUUCCUUGUGACAGCACUAGAAGAAAGGGGAUCAUCGUGGUCUGUGAACAGGACUUCUCAAAAUUAUUUUGUUAA
This is a messenger RNA of Arvicanthis niloticus (Nile rat), 351 nucleotides long. NCBI's taxonomy places the organism in Eukaryota, Metazoa, Chordata, Mammalia, Rodentia, Muridae. The record is from RefSeq and is a predicted model, not a curated record.